UGUCAAAUAUGACUUGUGAAAUUUUGUGGCUGAUGAUAAGUUUUGCGGCCAGAGUUAAUUUUGGGUCAAAAGCACGAAUUGAAAGGAAAUAUGACGACAGUUUCGCUUCUAAAGCUUCAUCAUGAAGUUGAGUGACAAUUUUGUGUACUCCAAGCGAGAUUUGGUAGUCGUAGGCAUUGCUAUCGGCCUGAUUGUCGCACUUUUGGGUGUUGGUUUUGGAGUUUCAGCCAAACCCGCAGUUCCAAUGGGUAGAUCGGAGCUGCCGCCCCAAUCGAGCUUCGAAAGAGCCUUAUCCAUUUUGGAAGAGGCCCCAGUCAUUGACGGUCACAAUGAUUUUGCUAUGACUGUUCGAGAUCUGUUUCAAAAUGAUCUGAGCAAGUUCAAUUUCAACUCGAAUCUAAGCGAAAGAGAGGAACUAUCAGAUUAUCCUAUGGAUCAUACGGAUUUGCCUCGUCUACGCAAAGGCCGGAUUGGGGCUCAGUUUUGGUCCGCUUAUGUUAGUUGUGGAUCUCAGUACAAGGAUGCCGUCCAACUGUUCAUGGAGCAAAUUGAUUUCAUCAAGCGUCUCGUAAAUGAAUACCCGAAUGACCUCCAAUUUGCAACCUCCACUCAAGAUAUAUUGGACGGCUUCAAGAGCAAGAAAAUCGCCAGUUUGAUCGGAGUUGAAUCUGGACAUGCCAUUGGAAGCAGCGUUGCGAUAUUAAGAACUCUUUACGAGCUGGGUGCUCGAUACAUGACCCUCACCCACACUUGCAAUACACCUUGGGCCGAUUCUUCGGAGGCGGAGCAGAAUAUUCCACCUCGAAGUCAAGGAUUGUCAGACUUUGGCCAACUUGUGGUCCAAGAGAUGAACCGAUUGGGGAUGCUGGUGGACAUCUCACAUGUGUCCAAAGACACGAUGAAAGAUGCUUUGAGCGCAUCAAAAGCGCCUGUGAUGUUUUCCCACUCUUCUGCCCGAGCUUUGUGCUCACAAGCUAGAAAUGUUCCUGAUGAAGUCCUUCUGGAUCUGAAAAGUAAUGGAGGGAUCAUUAUGGUCAAUUUCUAUUCAUGCUUUUUGAUCGACGAUUGCCAAGAAAGGAAUGCAACAGUUCUCGAUGUGGUCGCCCAUAUCAACCAUAUCCGGAAUUUGAUCGGAGUCGAUCAUAUUGGUUUGGGAGGUGAUUUCAACGGUGUGGAAAGUCUGCCAAUUGGUUUGGAAGACACGUCGAAAUAUCCGAAUCUAUUCGUGGCUCUUUUAGAGGACAAAACUCACGAUUGGACUGAGGCCGAAUUGGCUCAAAUUUCCUCGGGGAAUCUGCUACGAGUAUUUAAAAAAGUCGAAGAUGUAAGGGAUAUGCUGAAACGUAAUGAUCCUGAGCAAACUUGGAUUGAUCCCAACGACCUACACCGAUCCGAAACGUCUUGUCAAUCUGAGACUUCAUAAUCAAAAUCAAUGCAUGUGGCUUGCUAAAUAAUGCUAACUUAUGCAAGAUUUGACAUUGAAAAGAUAAGAUACAUGUGUGUGUA
Tigriopus californicus is the source of this 1506-nucleotide messenger RNA. RefSeq names its product dipeptidase 1-like. The record is from RefSeq and is a predicted model, not a curated record. NCBI's taxonomy places the organism in Eukaryota, Metazoa, Arthropoda, Copepoda, Harpacticoida, Harpacticidae. Gene Ontology annotation, molecular function: metallodipeptidase activity. The coding region runs from base 122 to 1423 and encodes 433 amino acids. Gene Ontology annotation, biological process: proteolysis. The transcript is spliced from 6 exons.